Messenger RNA from Papaver somniferum (opium poppy), 468 nucleotides. RefSeq names its product phenylalanine ammonia-lyase-like. Gene Ontology annotation, molecular function: ammonia-lyase activity. Bases 1 to 468 code for a protein of 155 amino acids. The record is from RefSeq and is a predicted model, not a curated record. NCBI's taxonomy places the organism in Eukaryota, Viridiplantae, Streptophyta, Magnoliopsida, Ranunculales, Papaveraceae. The transcript has a single exon.
AUGUACAUGGUGGCGCUAUGCCAAGCGAUCGAUCUUCGACAUUUGGAGGAAAACAUGAGCGAAGUUGUUAAGCAUGUUCUGCAACAAGUAGUAAAGAAAACACUUUACAACGACGGUACAGAUGGGCCAUUGCUCGCGUCUCGUUUCUGCGAGAAGGAACUCUUGCAAGUCAUUGAACACCAGCCUGUGUUCUCGUAUAUUGAUGAUCCUACCGACACAUCUUACGCGCUUUUAGUUCAAUUGCGCGAAGUAUUAAUGGAGAAAGCGCUUAAAUGUUGUCCAUCCAAAGACGACGAAGAAGAGAUUAGCGAGGAAUAUAAGUACUUGGUUUUCAAGAGGAUCCCAAUCUUUCAAGAUGAACUGAAAGCAACCGUAGGUGAUGAAGUGACAAAGGAAAGAGAGAAAUUCGAUAACGACGACUUCCCAAUUGCUAACAAAAUCAAGAUGUGCAUAACAUAUCUGAUAUAG